Messenger RNA from Carassius auratus (goldfish), 1501 nucleotides. RefSeq lists its product as uncharacterized. Bases 151 to 1494 code for a protein of 447 amino acids. Lineage: Eukaryota; Metazoa; Chordata; Actinopteri; Cypriniformes; Cyprinidae. Gene Ontology annotation, molecular function: protein binding. The transcript has 8 exons. The record is from RefSeq and is a predicted model, not a curated record.
GAUAUGAGGGUUAGUAUGUUAAUUAUGUGUGUUUUUGGUGAACAAUUCCAGUAAGAUCAACAGGAUUUUUUAAAAUAUGCUUGUUUAUUUCAUUCACCUUAUAUUUAUUUGUAUUUAUUUUUUCCAGUCAUUUCAAGAAAGAAAGUCGCCAUGCUGGGAAAUAAAAGACGUAGGAAACCUCUGCAGGACGCUGAGCAUCAUCACAUUACCUGUAAAACUGACAAGCCUGGGCUUCGAGACCAGUUCAUCAGCAAAUAUAAAGGGCGUGGAGUUUUCACCACUGGAGCUUUUUUCAGAGGUGAUUUUGUUCUUGAAUACAGAGGUGAACUUCUGAGUUCACAGGAGAGUCUGGACCGAACUGAACACUACACUGAAGCUGAGAACACGUUCCUGUUUGAUUUUCAGUGGCAUGGCAAAUAUUGGUGCAUGGAUGCAUCUAAAGAAGACUUGUCUUUGGGAAGACUUGCAAACGAUGAGACCAGAAAUCCUACUUGCAAAAUGAGAACCGUUGAAGUGAGCAGAAAACCUCACCUGUGUCUGUUUGCUGUACGAGACAUUCUACCAGGAGAGGAAAUCACUUACAAUUAUGGAGACUCAGAUUGGCCAUGGCGAGUCAAGACUUUGAAUAAAGCAUCAGCAGAAUCCACUGAUAAAAAGCCAGUCAGCAGUUUGCGCCUGCAUAAAUCUCCCCAUUGUGCAGCUUCUGUUUCCUCUCCUGAACUGGACAAGGUAAACAGCAAUGGUCCUCAUAAGCAGUCAGGCAAAGCAAGAACAUCAAGGAAUAAAACGGCGGCCAGUCUCUUUUUUUCUGUAGCCACUCCAAAGUCCAAGUCACCCACGUCACCUUCAACCUCGCCUGUGCAGCCCUCAUCAUCCUCGCCUGCCUACAGAGGAGGAGAGUGCAUCAACAAAGCUGCUUGCGAAUGUGGCAUAAAGAACCCUGAAGCACUGUCAUCAACUAGGCUUAGGAAACACAUAGCAACCAUGUCUAAAAUUCUUAACCUUAAUGAGAAUGAAGCAGACCAACUGGCUGAUUUCCUUGGUCACGAUAUCCGAAUCCACAGACAGUUUUAUCGGUUACCAGAGGGAACACUGCAGCUGGCAAAAAUGAGUAAAGUCCUAAUGGCCAUGGAGAAAGGAACACUGUCUGACUACAAAGGAAAGAAACUUGAUGACAUUGAAAUCGACCCAAAUGAGCAACUUGAGGCCCAAGGUGAUUCCAUGUCAAGUGAUGAGGAGGAUUCCAGUGACCUAUCUCAGACACCAGCACCAGUACAGACUGAUCAACCUGUUCAAUCUGAACAAGCUGUUUCACAGGAGGAUCAAGGUUCUUCAAAUGCUCCAAAAAAGAAAUGGGAGGACAGUGAGGUAAAAGCAGUAGAGAGACACAUGAUGAGUUUCAUCAAGACAUGCAAAGUUCCUGGUAAGCAAGACUGUGAAAGAUGCAUUCACGCAGAGCCAGAAGCUUUACGCAGCGAACAUGGACUGGUGUGAAAAAUUA